AUGGAGGAGCUUCACCACAAGGACUCACUGAGGAUUCUUUGCUGCCUCUUCAGGGAGCCUGGAGUCCCCGGGAUGGCCUUGGAGAGGGACAGACUCCCAGCCCAGCAACAGGGCCACAAACACAUGACUGACUCCUACAUCCCACCUUGGAGGGCCCUGGGGAUCCAGGAGGUGGUGACGUUCCAGGAUGUGGCUGUGGACUUCACGAGGGAGGAGUGGCGCCUCUUGUCCCCUCCCCAGAAGGAGCUGUACAAGGAGGUGAUGCUGGAGAAUGCCCAGAGAAUGCACACUGGGGAAAAUACUUAUGAAUGUAAUCAAUGUGGAAAAACAUUCAGAAAUAACUCUAGUCUUGCUGUACAUCAGAGAAUCCACACUGGGGAUAAACCUUAUGAAUGUAAACAGUGUGGAAAGACAUUCACAUGUAACUCCAGUCUUCUUUAUCAUCAUAGAAUCCACACUGGGGAGAAGCCUUAUGAAUGCAAGGAAUGUGGAAAAACAUUCAGUUGUAGCUCCCAUCUUGCUGUACAUCAGAGAGUCCACACUGGGGAGAAACCUUAUGAAUGCAAGGAAUGUGGAAAGAUGUUCCGUCGCAGUUCAAGUCUUGCUGUACAUCAGAGAAUCCACACUGGGGAAAGACCUUAUGAAUGCAACCAAUGUGGAAAGUCUUUCUGUCAUAGCUCCAGUCUUGCUGUACAUCAGAGAGUCCACACUGGGGAAAGACCUUAUGAAUGCAAACAGUGUGGAAAGACAUUCAGUGAGAGUUCCCGUCUUGCUGUACAUCAGAGAAUGCACACUGGGGAGAAACCUUAUAAAUGCAAUCAGUGUGGAAAGACAUUCAGCCGGAACUCCAGUCUUGCUGUACAUCAGAGAGUCCACACUGGGGAGAAACCUUAUGAAUGUAAGCAAUGUGGAAAGACAUUCAGUGUCAGCUCCCGUCUUGCUGUUCAUCAGAGAAUCCAUACUGGGGAGAAACCUCAUAAAUGCAAGCAAUGUGGAGAGACAUUCACUCAGAGAUCCAGUCUUGCUGCACAUCAGAGAAUCCACACUGGCCUGAAACCUUAUGAAUGCAAACAGUGUGGAAAGACAUACAGACAGAGCUCCUAUCUUGCUGUUCAUCAGAGAACCCACACUGGGGAGAGACCUUAUGAAUGUAAACAAUGUGGAAAGACAUUCAGUAGCAGCUCAAGUCUUGCUGUACAUCAGAGAGUCCACACUGCAGAGAAACCUUAUGAAUGCAGUCAAUGUGGAAAGGCAUUCAAUCAACGCUUCAGUCUUGCUUAUCAUCAGAGAAUUCACACUGGGGAGAAGCCUUAUGAAUGCAAACAAUGUCGAAAGACAUUCAGUCAGAGUUCCCAACUUGCUGUACAUCAGAGAGUCCACACUGGGGAGAAACCUUAUGAAUGCAAACAGUGUGGAAAGACAUACAGUCAGAGCUCCUAUCUUGCUGUUCAUCAGAGAACCCACACUGGGGAGAGACCUUAUGAAUGUAAGCAAUGUGGUAAGACAUUCAUUCGGAGCUCCCAUCUUGCUGUACAUCAGAGAGUCCACACUGCAGAGAAACUGUAUGAAUGCAGUCAAUGUGGAAAGGCAUUCAAUCAACGCAUCAGUCUUGCUUAUCAUCAGCGAAUCCACACUGGGGAGAAACCUUAUGAAUGUAAGCAGUGUAGAAAAUCAUUCACUAUUAGAUCUAGUCUUGCUGAACAUCAGAGAAUUCACACUGGUGAGAGACCUUAUGAAUGCAGUCAAUGUGGAAAGACAUUCAUUCGGAGCUCCCAUCUUGCUGUACAUCAGAGAGUUCACACUGGAGAA
Gracilinanus agilis (Agile Gracile Mouse Opossum) is the source of this 1809-nucleotide messenger RNA. RefSeq names its product zinc finger protein 420-like. Gene Ontology annotation, biological process: regulation of DNA-templated transcription. The transcript is spliced from 4 exons. Lineage: Eukaryota; Metazoa; Chordata; Mammalia; Didelphimorphia; Didelphidae. The annotation marks the transcript as partial. The record is from RefSeq and is a predicted model, not a curated record. Gene Ontology annotation, cellular component: nucleus.